AUGCACAUUAAUGUGUAUGCUUAGGAUCUCUAUAGAGAGAUUUAAGGCGUGAUGGAAAAUUAUCAAAAAUUUGUGCAAUGUUCAUAAGAGAGCCUGGAAUAAACAAUGGAGAAAACUUGUAGGCACAAGUGCAAAUUAGAAGCAAGUGAUACUUCUAUCUAAAAAUAAGGAGCGAACACAAUAGGACUUUUUUAAUUUAUUGAGAAACAGGAAGAAAAAUGUGUAAACUAGAGAUUCUGGGUUUGCCCAAUAUGCAAAAGAGCCUUAGCAUCUAGAUUCAACACUAUUUGCCAUUUAGCUUGCAUUCGUGUUGGUUUGAAGGAAUAUCUAAAAAUUAGAAAGAAAUUAAUAAAGAGAAAUAGAGAGUGAACUUGAUUCACACAUAAAAAAUAAAUAAAUAAAUUUAAAUAAUAUAUUUUUUAUAUUGUAUAUAUAUUAUUGCUCCUCAGUUCUACGAGAUCUCUUCUUUUUCUCAAAAUUGGGUUCCUCUUGAUUAAUUUUCUUCAUCUCCUUCUAAAUUUUGUUGACUUUUCUCUAAUUUCAUUGCCUUCUUUUGUUAAAAAAGUAAUCGAAAUUCAAUAUUAUUUUUUUUAAAAAAAGGAAAUGGAAUAAAAAGAAGAUUUGUAUCAAAUCUUAGCUUCAUCAAAAGAUUUUGAUACCUAAAUAUAGAGAGCUAUAAUUUAAAUGCUUAGAAAAGAUAAAAUUUCUGACUGUCUAGAAUUUCUUUCAAAUGAUGAAAAUCUUUAACAUUCUGAAUAAUUCAUUUUACAAGUAAUUGAUUUACCAAUUGUCGAUUAAAAAAAGAAGUUAAGUGUGACAAAAAAUAAUAUGAAGAAAGUGAUGAAUAUUUUGAAAUAAUUAAAAGAUCAUGAAUUUAGUCAAAAUGACUAUUCCACUGAAAUUUAUUGGGAAGCAAAAUAUAAUCUAAUAAAAAAAAUAACAGAUGAAGAAAAGAUAAUCUAAUUUUUAUAAUUUUUAGUUCAACUCACAGCUAUAGAUAUAAGAUUUAUAUAAUGUGGAUCAAAUUCAUUAAAUUUAUUAGUUUAAAUGAAGAUUGAUCUUAGAAACUAAUGCUUUGAACAUAUAUAGAUUUAGAAUACCUCUUUGAUUGGAGGUAAUUUUGCAAAAUGUAAUCUCAGUGGUUCAGUAUUUGUUAAUGUAGAUAUUGGUGGAGUGAAUUUAAAUGGAGCAUAAUUAUUCAAUUGUAAAUGGAAAAACUUAAAAAUUGAUGAACUACAUAAACUAGUAGGUCAUACUGAGUAAAUAAAAUCAGUGUGCUUUUCUCCUGAUGGUUCUACAUUAGCAUCU
This is a messenger RNA of Paramecium sonneborni, 1308 nucleotides long. NCBI's taxonomy places the organism in Eukaryota, Ciliophora, Oligohymenophorea, Peniculida, Parameciidae. The record is from the annotation of a GenBank genome assembly.